Messenger RNA from Pimephales promelas (fathead minnow), 4309 nucleotides. Lineage: Eukaryota; Metazoa; Chordata; Actinopteri; Cypriniformes; Leuciscidae. The record is from RefSeq and is a predicted model, not a curated record.
UCACAUGACUGUACGAGCACAACGCCUUCAAAUGCGACUCUAAAGUGCGGUCUGAGGGAUCUUAGGUUUGGCAGGGACACUCUUUAACACGGUACAGUAACACAGGGUACUGUACUGUAGUAUGUGAAAUAUGCAUAUGUCAGCAAAACAACUACUCGCGCGCACAGCUGCUGUUCUGGACGAGAGAAGACUCAUGAGCUGCUGGAUGUAACCUGGCUCCAUGAGUGCUAUGAAUGACUCCCUGGAUGAGACACACACCUCUGGCAGCCUCGGGGAGAAAGCGGCCAUAUUUCGGGGAGCGAGAGGCAGUGGGAACGACGUCGGGCCAGCCUUCAUCCCAUUGCGCUCGCCCUUGCAGCCACCCAAUGCUGCGGUCUCCACGCUCUUCAAGGGGGAUAGGAAAGGUAGAGAGGUGGAUGAUACACAAAUGGGACCCGUCCCAAAUCCCUUCCCAGAGUUGCUGCCAUCCACCGUCUCUCUAGUGUCUGAGUGUCUGUUACCCUGGACCAAAGCCAGUGCAACUCAGGUAAUCAAAGUGUACAGCGAAGACAACACCAGCCGAGCGGUGGAGGUGCCCAGUGACAUCACUGCCCGGGACAUCUGCCAGCUGUUCAUCCUGAAGAACCACUGCAUUGAUGACCACAGCUGGACCCUGUUCGAGCAGAUCCCACAUCUGAGUAUCGAGAGAACCAUAGAAGACCAUGAGUCAGUUAUGGAGGUUCAGUCUGGCUGGGGCAUGGACUCACAAUGCUGUCUGUACUUCAGGAAGAAUUAUGCCAAAUACGAGUUCUUCAAGAAGCCUCUUGACUUUUUCCCAGAGCACAUGGUGUCGAUAUCGAGUGAAACCAAUGGAAUCAUGAACCACUCACAACUCAUACAGACCUUCCUCAGUUCCAGUUCUUGUCCUGAGAUUCACGGGUACCUCCACGCCAAAGAGCAUGGCAGGAAAUCAUGGAAGAAGUUCUACUUCGUGUUAAGAAGAUCAGGAUUGUACUUCUCCAACAAGGGCACAUCAAAGGAACCCAGACACUUGCAGUUCAUCGCAGAGUUCAGUGACAGUGACGUCUACACAUUAUUAUCAGCCAAAAAAGUGUACGGCGCCCCGACAGACUACGGCUUCUGCGUGAAGGCAAGCAAGUCCAAUUCUGCACGUGACCUGAAACUGCUCUGUGCGGAUGAUGAGCAAACCAGGACGUGUUGGGUUACAGCCAUGCGCCUCUUCAAGUAUGGCAUGCAGCUUUACCAGAACUUCAUCCAGCCCUAUCAGAAGCAGAAGAGUUCUCCAAUGAGGAGCAUCUCUGAGAACUCACUGGUGGCCAUGGACUUCUCAGGACACAAGAGUCGGGUGAUAGAGAACCCGUCAGAGGCGCUGUCAGUGGCUGUGGAAGAGGGCCUGUCGUGGAGGAGGAAAAGCUGCCACAGACUGAGCUCUCAUGGCAGUCCAUCCGCCUCUCAGAGCUCCAUGUCCAACAUAGCCAUCCAUGUGGCUCAGCCGUGGUUUCACAGCAAACUGUCCCGGGACGAGGCUCAAAAAUUAAUCGCUCAGCAGGGCCUCAUCGAUGGUCUUCCCAGGGUGUUUCUGGUAAGGGACAGCCAAAGUAACCCGAGGACAUUUGUUCUGUCACUGUGCCAUACGCAGAAAAUCAAACACUUUCAGAUUGUACCGGUUGAAGAAAACAGCGAGCUCUUCUACAGUCUGGACGACGGACACACGCGCUUCACUGACCUUCUGCAACUCGUUGAGUUUUACCAGCUGAACAGAGGCGUUCUUCCCUGUAAGCUCAAACAUCACUGUGCCCGCAUCACCCUCUGAGGCUUUCUGGACAUCAGCUUGUGCCUUCGACAGGAAACACACACCGACUUUGUCCUGUGUAGUUUCACUGUCCACCCUCUGAUGAGCAUUAGGGUCUGAACUCUGUGUGUUUGAGAUGGAUGAGUAUUACUAAAGGACUUUUGAGGACCCUAAUAUUCACCAAGGGAUGAUCAUCUGUGGUGCGGCAAUGUAUAACGUACUAGAUCCUGAUACAAACACUCUCAGCGGGGACGAGACCACCUUAUUAAGCUAUCAAUCAAAGCUAAUGUUGAACGGUGUGAACAAACUAAAGUCGGGUGCACAUUGCUACGAUUUUUUCUUGGGUAAAACAUUUCUUUCAGCAUGAAUAAGAUACAAAUUACAACAAAAUUACAAUUAUUAUUGUAUUUAUGUAACAUUUAAUGUAAUAGUUAAUGCAUUCAGAUACAUUUAAUAACAAUGAGCAAUGCAUUUGUUACAGUAUUUAUUAAUCUUUGCUAGUUAAUGAAAUACAGUGGUUCAUUGUUAGCUCAGGUCUGUUAGAAAAUAUUAAAGGGGCUAUAUGUAGAAUUCAGAAACCCUUGUUAUUAGCGACACCGGUGGCCGUUAAGUGAACUGCAGCCAGCUCACACUAGUAUUUUUAGUUAAUUACAUUAAGUGUUACAUUGAAAUGUAAUAAUAAUAAUAAAUCAAAACAAAUUAAAACUAUAUAUAGUUUUAAAAGUUACAUAGAGAAAAUGGCAGCAUGAGAAAAGGCGCUAUACUUCCAGCAGAAGACACAAUCGAUUUCUGAAAGUGUCUAAAAUGUUAAAAAGUCCUGAAAGGUCUACAACCCUUAAAGCUUUUUGUUAGCAAUUAGAAAGUAAACACCCAGUCAAUACUGUCAAUCAUGACCCAAGUUAGAUGAAUAUCGUACAGGUGACUUAAAGUUGACGUUUGCUGCAGAACGGGCAAAGCCGCGCCGUCUUCACUCGGCGUAAUAGAUAGCCAUAAUAAGCUCAAACUGUUGCUGUUUCCAGGGGUUCCUUCUUAUCCUUUAAUCAUGCGUCAGAAAAAUUCAGGUAUUUUAUAAUUGACGUGAUACGUGGUGUUUGUUGGGAGAAAUGUCCUGAUCUGUACCCGCCACCAGCGACCCGUCACAAACGAACAUGCGAACACUUGACGUUAUCGUCUGCUGUGGAACGCAUCACUUCCUCCCGACGACGGCAAACACGGUUUACUCUGAAGAGCUGCACGCAUGGACGAGUGUGUGAGACAAAUCAUGUCACGGCAGAUGGCAGAUCAAACAAUUGAUGUACAUUUGAAAUUGAUUUUUAGAGACACAUGGCGGUGUUAGAAAAACACACACACACACAAACUGGAACAUUUAUAAUAGUAAAACGAUCAAAAAGUGAUCUUUUUCCAGGAGAUGCACAACAUUCAUUUUUUUUUUUUUUUUUAAUGAAAACAAACCUGACAACGCAGAUCUGGCAGAGCUCAUGUAAAAAACGAAUUACCAAGGAUCUGUUUUAAAUAAAGCAUUUCUAGAAUAAAUAAGCUGCACAUUCAUGGAUGUCCAAAUAACUGUCGUGGGCUGCAAUUUCUGUUGUAUAAAUGAACAAUUGGUGUGUUUUCUGCGUCCUCUGAUUUUUUUUUCUGUGUAUGUUUCUUGUAACGAACACGAUAUUAUACAUUGUUUUACAACUGUGUAUUAAAAGAAAUAUUUAAUACAUAAUUGCACUGUAGUUGGGACACUGGUAACUUUUGAUUUCUGAUGUUGAAGCUUAUACAUUAUAUGAUACGAUUUCUCUGACUGUUAGUUUCGUUUUAUUGCUAUUGUUAUUAUUUUUUUAAUAUUUAGAUCUGUUAUUGCUGUCAUAUCCAUCUAGUUCUGAUCAGACUUUUUUUCUACAGCUGUGUGAAUGCUGGAGUGUGUGUGAAUUGUUUUUUACACCCUUAUUUCAUGGUAACUGUACGGUGAAAUCUCACAAAACCUCAAGGACUGGGUCAUAUUUCAUGUGAAAAAUAAAUAUAAAUAGAGGGAAUCAAUUCUAAUUUACAUAAAUCAUUAUUUUAGGAUGAUUACCUCACUAUUACCAUACUUUUCAAUUUAAAGCUGCAUUAAAUUAUUAUUUUUAUGACAAUUAUUUGAAUGCAGAAAAUAUGAUAUUAUAAUGCAUGGUAAUGGUAAUUAUCGUAAAGUAAACUAUUUAUGCAAAAACAUAUUUUUUUUUUAUUUGAUAUUUUUUUAUUCUUGAAGUGAAAUUUGACCUGGACAUGCUUGUGCUUCUGAUUGAAUCGCAGUAUUAAAGCAUCAAACUCAUAGUCAUAUUUCCAGCAGAUCAAAUGUUUUCUCUUCACUAACCGAGUCUCUGUUCAUGAAGAGCAGAUUCACUAUUCAAUGUUUGUUCCUCGUUAUUUUCAGUGCGACACUGAACUAUGUUGUUUAAAUAUGAAACACAUUUUUGUACUUUUAUUUCCUGAUGUUUAAUGACACUGACAGCAAAUAAACUUGAAAAACCUUGUUCCAUCCCAAAA